Oppiella nova is the source of this 519-nucleotide messenger RNA. The record is from the annotation of a GenBank genome assembly. Lineage: Eukaryota; Metazoa; Arthropoda; Arachnida; Sarcoptiformes; Oppiidae.
UGUCAAUACCCAUUCAUCUUAAGUAUUGUUGCAAAGAAAACAAUUCUUCAAAGAGACUCAGAACAACAGAUGAUUUUAAAUGCAAGGCAAAGCCUAUUGAAUCGUGCGAUUCACCAGCAAAUGGCAGACAUCGAUGUAUUCUUUCUCAACCUGAACAUUCAUCGGUCCAAUUUAGUGUCCGAUUCAUUAAAUGAAAUCGCUAAAAAGCAAAAUGAUUUAAAGAAGAAACUGAAGGUAACAUUCAUUGGUGAACCGGGACUUGAUAUGGGAGGGCUGACCAAAGAAUGGUUCUUGUUAUUGAUUAAACAAAUAUUUCAUGAGGACUAUGCUAAUGGGUCUCGCAGUUUACAACUCAAUGUAAGAAUCCUUGAUCUCCAUUUCCCAACACUUUGCUUCAAGAAAUUAUUGAGUCCUCCAGUAGUGCCCGUCGAUGUGGAUCGUUGUAAUGAUGUGGCGGUUGGCCUAAAAGAGUUGCUGUCAUACGAAGGCAAUGUUGAGGAAGACUUUUGCAUGAAUUUU